GAUCCGAAGGAGAGAGUGAGAAGAAAUCUAAAGAGGAGAGAGGGCAAAAAAAAAAAAGAAUGUGAAGAGGUGAAGGAGAAAAAGAGAGGCUGUAAGGAAGAGAGAGAGGCAGAAAGAGGAGGGAGAAGGAAGGGAUAGAAGGUGGAAAGCAUCUCUAGCAACGCUUUGGAGGAGAGGGUAAAGGAGGAAGAAAGAAAUAAAAAGGAGGGAGAGAGGGACGGAGGAAGGAUAGAUUUCUUGCUUAGGGGUGGAGGGGAAAUAGAGGAGGAGGGAAAGAGAGGGGAGACAGUAGAAGGGAGGGGGUGAGAGAGACAGCGAGGGAGGGAGAGAGGAAGAGGAUUUGCAAUAGCAGAAAAUACUGUCCCUAUGGAAGAAUAGUGGAGAUUUGGGGUGAAUAGCUACAGCAAGGUGAUAUAUAGGGUCAUUGGUAAGGAGACCUAGAGAUAAAGUCAGGAUGCAGUUCACAUUUUGGAUUAUACACGGGGCAGGGCUGAUGCUCUUCAUAUCACAGGAUGCUUUGGCCCAACGGUGGCGUAAGGAAUUUGAGGAUGAGCGCCCAGUUGAUUUAGAAAGCUCGGGUGACGAUUAUUUCUUUGAAGAUGAUGAAAUGGAUGAUGAAUACUCUGCAUCUGGAUCAGGCUUUUCUGAGUUGGAAUCAGGCCUGGAUUUCACAGUAAGGUACACAACGCAGACACCAAUACUUCCACCAACAGUAUCUGUGCUGAAACCAGCACCCACAAUACAUGGUCUACCACCUAUCCAAAGCACAUGGGUUCCUCCAACAACUCAAUCCUCUGUUAUUCUUCAACGCUCCCCUUGGGUAGAUGAAGAUUCAGAAACUCCAUCAAUAGAUGAAGCCUUCACACCCACAAAUCCAUCCAAAGAAGAGUCAACAAUGGCAGCAGUAACUUCGGCAAUAGCCAGGUCAACAGAGGUCCGCAGGCUACAACCAGUGGUUGUGGUUUCCACAGUAGCAGCUUCUAUACCAAGUUCUACUGCUGAAGAAGCACUUACGUGGGAAACUACUGAUGAGCAGCUUGUGACAAGUACCACUGAGGCUAGUGAAGGACAGUGGCCUACAGAUGACGCUGGGGUACUACCCACAUCAGGUAUAGAAGAGAUAGAAGAUAGUAUUGACAGAGUGACACCCACACAGGAACCACAGACGGACAGCUGGGAGGUGACAGUGGUCACUUCUCGCGAUAGUGACUUUGAGAUACCUGUCAGUGGGGGACCCAGUGGAGACUUUGAAAUUCAAGAGGAAGAGGGAGGAACACAUACAGAAAGCCCAACAGUACCGGACCUGGGUAACGAGGUACUUCCCCCUGGUCCUCGACCAUCAGAGCCAGGAAGAGGCAGGAAGGCUGACACUGGUUUAAUCGAUAACACUAUAGAUUCCGGUAACACGCUGGCACAAAUGCCUCAGAAAAACAUCUUGGAAAGAAGAGAAGUGUUAAUAGUUUCUAGUGAGAUACGCUGUGAUAGUAAGGAGGUGUGGUUGGAGCAUUAUUUGCCAGCAUUCCUAGUGAUGUUGCUGAAUUUAUCGGAUGAUAAAAGAAAGACGAGGAAGUAUGCUUUGGAAGAGCCCAAACCAGCAAGCGUUUCCUAUCAGAAGCCAGACAAUCACGAGGAAUUUUAUGCAUAGGGCACCAUGGGUCACUCAUCACAUUUCCUAGGCUUCAAUCUGUGAGCCUGCAGCCGGAUAUUUUCUUUCCUACUCGCUAUCAGCUUCACACUAUAAUGGGUCCUUCAUGAUCUUGAACUAGGACAUGCUGGAUGUCCCAGAAUCCUUUGGUACUGUAGCAUAAUUCUGCUGAUUUAUUUACACUCUGAUACCCUCCUCUCUAUAUUUCACCAGGAUUUUGUGAACUGGACUUCCUGCCAGACUUGUCUUUGAGGUCUAUUUUUUUUUGCCAAAGCAAAGAGAUACAGAUGUCCACAAUGCACAAUAGAAUAGCCACAGAAUAUUCUAAACUGCAGUAGUGCCAUUCACUAAAUUAUUUUGUGGUAAAAAUACCGCAGCCUUAGUGGCUACACUUUUUAAAUUCCAUAGAUUUUUUUUUUUUUUAUGUUCUAAAAUAGAAAACUAAUGCAGUGUUUAAGGGAAUGUGUAGUGUUGUAAAAAAAAAAUCAUAUUUAUGUUUUUAAGAACCUCUAUGUACUUUACGUCUCCAGUCCGGCCACAGGCUCUUACUCAAUCUGUAUAUAGAAUCUUGUGUAAAUGAAUAAAACAUUAAAUAAGGGAACUUUAGCAUAAAGGGCUGGUUAUUUUUUAUUUUUUGUAACAUUUAAACAAACAAAAAAAGAAACAAUAAACCGUUCCAGUGAAAAUAUAUACUUGUUAGUGGUAAGUAACAGAUGGUUUAAUCAUUCUAUGGUGACUGGAUCUUGACUAUGAGAAAUGACAUUGAAAUUUGAUAGUUCUGUAAAAAGGCAGCUUCUGUUAAUUCCAGUUGUAUAGCCUUUCUGUUUAGCUGAAUCCAUUUGUGCUGGAAGUGGGUUGAUUUUUUUUAAUAUUUCUGUGUGAAUUGUGCCUAAUGUUUAUACAGUCAGAUUGAUGAGUGGAUAUCUCUCUAUUUUAUUCAUCAGCACUUAGCUCUCACCCACUGGAUCUAUAGUCCAUGAUUUCUGGUAUCUGCAACUGAUCGUAUAAAUAAAUACUUUCCAAUGCAACAAUUUCAUAUUACAACUAAUUAAAGUUGCUGACCUAAAAGUGAUUUCCAUUAUGAAAUCCAAGAAGAUCUUCAUUGGACCUCACAACAGAAGGGGGAGAUAUAUUGAUGGUGGGGGUCAUUAUACACCUAUAUAUAUAAUUAUUUAACUUAAAGAUAAACGUACAAAUGUAUUUAAUCACAGAUUUUUUUGUAAUACUUUCAUUAAAGGGACAUAGAGCUUUCCAAUACACAAAAAAUGCUUCUACUUGAAACUUAUGACUGUUUCACUGAUAGUUUUUACUGCACACGGAGCAUAUGUACAUAUGAAUCAUACACCCUCUUUCAACACUGUGACUGCUCAGAAAGCUGUCAGUGGCAUGUAGUAAUCAGUGAUGAUCCAAAAUGAGGCAUCACCCAUCUUAAAGGGACAGGAACCCCAAAAAUGUCCUUCAUAAUUAGGAUAGAACAUUCAAUCAAUAUUAAACAACUUUCAGAUCUAUGUUUAUUAUCAUGAUUUAUUCUCUUGUUAUCCUUUGCCUAAGGAACAGCAUUGUACACUCGGCAGCUAGCUGAACACCAUCUCAGUUUGCCAAAUAGCCAAUCACAAGAGACAAAUGUAUGCAGGCACCAAUCGCCAAAUAUCCUCUAUACUAGUGUAGGAUAUGUGCAUGUUCAUUUUGAACCAAUGAAUACCAAGAGAACAAAGCUCAUUUGAAAAUAGUGAUUUUAAAAGUAUGUCUUUAAAUUGCACACACUGAUUUUUUGCAAGUUUAAUUUUGCCUUUCCUAUCUCUUAAUAUAGGUUCUCUGAGAGUAGGUGUGGUGUUUCAAUGUAGUUGCAAGGAGCAUAUUCACAUGUGUUCAGUGAAACAGUAAAGUCAGUGAAACGGGUACCUUGUCACUUCCAGCUUUGAAAUAUAUGCCCCUUUAAUAUUCUGAUAGUUUUCAGUGCUGUGUUUAUAUGGUAAGAGCUAAAACUGAAAUAAUAUCUCACAUUUAUGUAACAAGGACAAAGACGGUCAGCUAUUGAAAUUUUGUGACACCCGUGGAGUUUUUUAUAUUGAACAGCAGGAACUACCUAUAUUUAUAUAUAAAAAAAAUUACCUCAGGAUUUUUUGUUACACCAUUAGGCAUGUUUGCUUGGUAAACAUUAUUAUAAAGCUUUUCGUUUUUUGGCUGUUAGUCAGAUACUGGUCACAUGGGAAGCCAAAUGUUCCCCCCAAAAUAUUGAUCUGCAAUGAGGUAUUGGGUAGAUGUUUUGGGAAUGGAUAUAAUGUGGUGUAAAUUAUUUACAAGGUACCGCCUAUAAGGCACUGGAAGACUUAUUUUACUUACAAAGUAACAGAAUUGGUAAAGCGCAACUUCUGAGCUUUUCAGGAGCUAAUAAACAAAACACAACAAUGUGCAGUAUUUUAGAAUCAUGGAAUCUAGACCAUAGCUUGGUGAAACAAAUUAGGAUCUGAAGAAACUGAAUUGUAAAAUAAAAAAAUGGCAGUAGAAAAUGCAUGUAAAUAUUUUAAAUAGUUGCCUCAUUCUCAAGUGUCUCCUGAAUCUGACCUUUUUCCUUCCUAUACAGUGACUGAGCUACAGAAAAGGAUUCUGGGUAACAAUAGGAAAAGAGGGGGGCUGUAGCUCCCUAUUGACUUUAAUCAUGGAUGUAUUUCAUAGUUGCCUUACAAAGUAAUGUUUAUUGCUGUUUUUGGUUACAAAAAUAGUAGUUUACCAUGUUAGGCUCUUUUACCUUUGAGUACAAUAUUGUAUCUGUCUUGCCUAGAAAUUGUGUUGAAUAAACUUUUAACAGUUUAAAGAUCAAAUUUUUCAGAUAUACUAUUUCAGAGAACACCGUGGCAAAUGAAUGCCAUGUAAGGAAAGGGUAUUAGAGCCAUCUAUGUAUACUGGAGUUGCCCUUACUCAGCAAAGCAUGGAUACACAUAUCAAAUACAACAUAUUAAUGCAUUGUUUUCUAAAACACCCAGGCUAUACCAUCUCAUUACCCAGAAUCCUCAUCUGCAGUGUAAUGGCAGUGAUGUAUAACAAAGCUUUAUGGAUACAGAUAUAGUGACUGGUAAAUGCUACCUGAAGUUGGCGCACAAGGUGUUAAUGGCUACACUGAAUAUUAUUUCAGCAGCAAAAUAUUAUAACUGACCCCAAAUACCUAUGAGUGGAAGUUAAAAAAGAACAUUUAAACAGGGACCUAUGUAUCUGUAGGAUUGCUUUUACAUAUGGAAUUUCAUCUGUCUGCACUAAAAAAAAUGGAGUAACUCGUCAAACAACUUGCCUAUCUUUAACCCCUUUUGCUGCCACAGCAUAUCAGCAAAUGCAUCACAGGAACAUUUGCAGAGAGUCAAUUCUAUGAGAAUUAAAUAAUUUCUUGGAGAGGGAUGGGUGUUUUGGGUUACACUGUAACAGAGCAUUUUUGUAUGUAUGUAAAUCACUAGGAUUUUAGCAUUAAAAAUACUUAUUAAAAAGUCUGUAUUGAAUGUUUUUUUGGAUAUUAUUGCACAGACUUUAAAGCCAAACUUUAAAAUAAUGAUUAAAAAAUAUGAAAAGAAGUCAAUUCACUCAUAAAAGUAAAACCAUAUCUUUGCCAACAAAACUUACGCAAUGUUACAGUAAUGUAUCUUCCUAAUUUUUAUAAUUAUUUCUGUGAUGUACCCAUUAAGGACAAUAAAAAUUAAACUAUUUGAAAUACUA
Messenger RNA from Bombina bombina (fire-bellied toad), 5347 nucleotides. RefSeq names its product syndecan 3 (gene SDC3). Gene Ontology annotation, cellular component: cell surface; membrane. Bases 455 to 1645 code for a protein of 396 amino acids. Gene Ontology annotation, biological process: cell migration. The transcript is spliced from 6 exons. Lineage: Eukaryota; Metazoa; Chordata; Amphibia; Anura; Bombinatoridae. The record is from RefSeq and is a predicted model, not a curated record.